GGGCUGCAUUCUCUUGUGUCGCGUUGUUUGAUUAUGAUUUUUUCUUCUAGAAUUGCUGCAUGUUUUAGAGAAUUCAGUUCGUGCUUUCUCUUUUGGGGUCCCCUGUGGACUGGAUAUUGCGUUCAUCGACAGGUUUCCCAGUCGUUUCUGCUUUUUGUGGGGCGUUGGGAAUGUGUACCCAGAGGAAGUAUCUUGGUAAAGGUUUACUGACGCGAGGGUGUGAAAUGGUUUACAACUCAAUGCUUGUUUAGAUUAUCAGUGUUACAGUGGAAGACCUUGUCAAGAUAAGUCUUCUAGACUUUUCUGCUGGUUUUUCCCCUCAGUGUCUUCAGGUUUAUGUAGGAAGGGUACGUUGUGCCCAGAAGAAGCGAAUCUAGGGUCUCAAAUUGAGAUUGGUUGUAGGGUUAAUGAAUUCUCAAAAACAGGAGCGAGGAUAGAUUCCUUCAGCUUCUAUACUCUUUUGCUUGUCAAUUGUUCCUUCUCUCACACCUUCUGCAACGUGUCUUUACAGUUCUUUCACCAUUUAUAUACUCUUCUUGUAUGUGAAUGCCAACAUACUUCCUCUCAACUUAUUCUCGUGUAAGGGACACACCGAACACUUGAGCUAUGGCGAAAGUCGGAACCGGUAAUCCGCAGGCUUACCUCUACCGCAUUAGCCCAGAGGAAGAAUGGGCUGCGUCACAAGCUGCCGGAGCGUUGCAAGGCGGGGAGCUGGAUACUUCCUCUGGCUACAUUCAUCUCAGCACUGGUGCGCAGGUCUCUGGGACCCUCGCAAUGUUUUUCGCUGGGCGGACCGAUCUGUACCUGCUCAAAGUCGACUCCUCGAAGCUUGGUGAUGGAUUGCGCUACGAUGAAGUAGAAGGUGUAGGUAUUUUCCCCCAUUUCUAUGGUCCUGAUGGGACCUUUACCCCGCUGCCUCUGAGUGCUGUGGAAGCUUCAGCCAAGAUAGAGCUGGAGAAUGGGCAGCACAAGCUCCCAUUUGAUCUUGCCAACGCUGCCUCCUGAUCUGUAAUUAGCAGGAUGCUAUACAUUGUUUUGCUUCAGUUUCCUUUAGUUUUGAUAUAAUUCACCAGCUCUGUGUUACAUUGGACAUGGUUUUCACGACUUGAUAGGGAAAUUCAUGAACGUGAGAAUUGCCUCGCCGAUUCUAAUUUUCUCCUAUCGUGGGAGAAGUAAGAACAUGGACUUGUGGAUAGAUUGUGGUUUUUAUUGUCCAAAAGCAAGGUGAUCUGUGGUUUCCACAUGUAGUCACAUAGAAGACCCACAUUUGCAACAUGAGGCUUCCAAAUCCAUGGUUUCUGUAGGAUGUGAUUGAACUCAAAAUUCAAAUUUCUUUUAAAAAAAUCAUAUAUGAAAACAUAAUGAAAUAUGUUCAUUUUUUUAAUGUUUAA
Molecule: messenger RNA, 1391 nt
Organism: Physcomitrium patens
Lineage: Eukaryota; Viridiplantae; Streptophyta; Bryopsida; Funariales; Funariaceae
Source: RefSeq, a predicted model, not a curated record